AUGACGUCGCCUUAGGGUUUAUACAAGUAUCAAGGUCAUCUCCUCAUCUCUCUCAUUCGCUCGGUGUACUUCAGGCCUUCGCUUCCGACAUGGCUUUUGCGAAAGCUCAAAAGACGAAAGCAUACUUCAAACGCUAUCAGGUCAAGUACAAGAGAAGAAGAGAUGGCAAGACAGACUAUCGGGCUAGGAUUCGUCUCAUUAAUCAAGACAAGAACAAGUACAACACUCCCAAAUACCGCUUUGUUGUUAGAUUUACUAAUAAGGAUAUUACAGCGCAAAUAGUAUCUUCUAGCAUUGCUGGUGAUAUGGUUCUUGCCGCAGCUUAUUCUCAUGAGUUACCUAAUUAUGGUCUUGAAGUUGGUCUAACAAAUUAUGCGGCAGCUUACUGUACUGGACUUCUCUUGGCUCGUCGUGUCUUGAAGAAGCUUGAGAUGGACAAAGAGUACGAGGGUAAUCUCGAGGUCACCGGAGAGGAUUUCUCUGUGGAACCCACAGACAGCCGAAGGCCCUUCAGAGCUCUCCUUGAUGUUGGUCUAGUCCGAACAACAACGGGAAACCGUGUUUUUGGUGCACUCAAGGGAGCUUUGGAUGGUGGAUUGGAUGUUCCACACAGUGUCAAGAGGUUUGCUGGUUUUUCAAAGGACAGCAAGGAGCUCGAUGCUGAGGUUCACCGCAAAUACAUAUUUGGCAGGCACGUCGCUGAUUACAUGAGGUCCUUGAUGGAGGAUGAGCCAGAUAAGUAUCAAUCUCACUUCAGCGGAUACAUCAAAAAGGGAAUUGAUCCCGACAGCAUCGAAGAGGUGUUGAAGAAAGUUCACGCUGCUAUUCGUUCAGAACCGUUGGCGAAGAAAACUGAGAAGCAACCACCAAAGGAGCACAAGAGGUUUAACUUGAAGAAGCUCACGUAUGAAGAAAGGAAGGCCAAGUUGGUUGAGCGUUUGAAUGCGUUGAAUUCUGCUGCUGGAGCUGAUGAAGAUGACGAUGAUGAGUGAUUCAACACGACGAGCAUGUAUUUCAACCAAUUCUAUCAUUACAAACCAUUUAGUUUAAGUGAGAAGAUCCAUAGAUUUUUUUUUUUUUUUGAUAUUCUCCUAGGGCGAUUUUGCAGCUUUUGAGGCGUUUCUGUCAUCUAUAUGUUUUAGUUUUAGUUGCACAGUUCAAUUAUGAGAAUCUGGGUAUGAAGAUAUUAACUUGUUUCUGUCAUCUACAUGUUCUAGUUUUAGUCGGCAAAGUUCAAUUAUGAGAUUCUGGGUAUGAAGAUGUUAACUUGUUUUUCUGAUUUGCCAA
Molecule: messenger RNA, 1287 nt
Organism: Momordica charantia (bitter melon)
Lineage: Eukaryota; Viridiplantae; Streptophyta; Magnoliopsida; Cucurbitales; Cucurbitaceae
Source: RefSeq, a predicted model, not a curated record